UCCGACCUUGCUGCGGCGCAGCCGGGGGCGGGAGGCCCGGAGGAGCGGCGGGAGGAGGGAGGGGCGGAGCGAGCGCAGCGCCGGGCGCAGUCUCCAAUGAGCCGCGCGGAACCGGCGCCCCUGAGGACCCCAGCCCGCUGUUCCCCCUCCCCACGGCCCACCUGGUGCCAGGUAAGGGAAAAGGUCUGGCCUCGCCCUACAGACAAUGGCCUUGCCCCCAUGAGCUAGAGCCUGCCCCUCGGUGCCUGCCCACCCCUGGCCAGCAGGAUGCAGCUGUGGAAGGCAGUGGUGGUGACCCUGGCCUUCAUGAGUUUGGACGUCGGCAUGACCACGGCCAUCUACAUCCUUAGCCACCUGGACCGCAGCCUGCUGGAGGACAUCCGCCACUUCAACAUCUUUGACUCGGUGCUGGACCUCUGGGCGGCCUGCCUGUACCGCAGCUGCCUGCUGCUGGGGGCCACCAUCGGCGUGGCCAAGAACAGCACCCUGGGGCCCCGGAGGCUGCGGGCCUCGUGGACGGUCAUCGCCCUUGUGUGCCUCUUUGGGGGCAUCUACACCAUGGUGAAGCUGCUGCUCUUCUCCGAGGUACGCAAGCCAGUCCGGGACCCAUGGUUUUGGGCCCUCUUCGUGUGGACCUACAUUUCACUCGCUGCCUCCUUCCUGCUCUGGUGGCUGCUGUCCACGGUGCAGCCAGACGCCAAGGCCCUCGGGCGGGGUGCUGGGGCCGAGGGCGAGGGUGAGGGCGAGGGCUUCCCUGGGGAGGACCGGCCCGCACCCGAGCAGGCAUCCGGGGCCACGCUGCAGAAGCUGCUGUCCUACACCAAGCCCGACAUCGCCUUCCUCGUGGCGGCCUCCUUCUUCCUCAUCGUGGCGGCUCUGGGAGAGACCUUCCUUCCCUACUACACUGGCCGGGCCAUCGACGGCAUCGUCAUCCAGAAAAGCAUGGAGCAGUUCAGCACGGCUGUCAUCGUCUUGUGUGUGCUGGCCAUCGGCAGCUCAUUUGCCGCAGGUAUUCGGGGCGGCAUUUUUACCCUCAUAUUUGCCAGACUGAACAUUCGUCUCCGUAACCGUCUCUUCCGCUCGCUGGUGUCUCAGGAGACAAGCUUCUUUGACGAGAAUCGCACAGGGGACCUCAUCUCCCGCCUCACCUCGGACACCACCAUGGUCAGCGACCUGGUCUCCCAGAACAUCAACAUCUUCCUGCGGAACACGGUUAAGGUCACAGGCGUAGUGGUCUUCAUGUUCAGCCUCUCGUGGCAACUCUCGUUGGUCACCUUCAUGGGGUUCCCCAUCAUCAUGAUGGUGUCCGACAUCUAUGGCAAGUACUACAAGAGGCUCUCCAAAGAGGUCCAGACUGCUCUGGCCAGAGCCAGCAGCACAGCCGAGGAGACCAUCAGCGCCAUGAAGACAGUGCGGAGCUUUGCCAACGAGGAGGAGGAGGCGGAGGUGUACUCGCGGAAGCUGCAGCAGGUGUACAAGCUGAACAGGAAGGAGGCCGCAGCCUACAUGUACUACGUCUGGGGCAGCGGGCUCACGCUGCUUGUGGUCCAGGUCAGCAUCCUCUACUACGGGGGCCACCUCGUCAUCUCGGGGCAGAUGACCAGUGGCAACCUCAUCUCCUUCAUCAUCUAUGAGUUUGUCCUGGGAGAUUGUAUGGAGUCUGUGGGCUCUGUCUACAGCGGCCUGAUGCAGGGAGUAGGGGCCGCCGAGAAGGUGUUCGAGUUCAUUGACCGGCAGCCGACCAUGGUGCACGACGGGAGCUUGGCCCCUGACCACCUGGAGGGCCGGGUGGACUUUGAGAACGUGACCUUCACCUACCGCACUCGGCCCCACACCCAAGUCUUGCAGAACGUGUCCUUCAGCCUGUCCCCAGGAAAGGUGACUGCACUUGUGGGGCCGUCGGGCAGUGGGAAAAGCUCGUGCGUCAACAUCCUGGAGAACUUCUACCCCCUGGAGGGGGGCCAGGUGCUGCUGGACGGGAAGCCCAUUGGCGCCUAUGACCACAAGUACUUACACCGCGUGAUCUCCCUGGUGAGCCAGGAGCCAGUGUUGUUCGCCCGCUCCAUCACAGACAACAUCUCCUAUGGCCUGCCCACUGUGCCCUUCGAGACAGUGGUGGAGGCUGCCCAGAAGGCCAACGCCCACGGCUUCAUCAUGGAGCUGCAGGACGGCUACAAUACAGAGACAGGGGAGAAGGGUGCCCAGCUGUCCGGGGGCCAGAAGCAGCGGGUGGCCAUGGCCCGGGCUCUGGUGCGGAACCCACCCGUUCUCAUCCUGGACGAAGCCACCAGCGCCCUGGAUGCGGAGAGCGAGUAUCUGGCGCUGUUCUGGAUGCCAGGGUCACAUUGGCCCCUGCCCCCAAGGUGUUUCCAGUCCAGGGUGAGAGACAGAUCACAAGGAGACAAGGAUCCAGCAGGCCAUCCACGGCAACCUGCGGAAACACACGGUGCUCAUCAUCGCGCACCGGCUGAGCACGGUGGAGCGGGCGCACCUCAUCGUGGUGCUCGACAAGGGCCGCGUGGUGCAGCAGGGCACACACCAGCAGCUGCUGGCCCAGGGCGGCCUCUACGCCAGGCUGGUGCAGCGGCAGAUGCUGGGGCUUGAGCCCGCCGCGGACUACACAGCCGGCCACAGGGAGCCGCCGGCCAACGUCAGUCACAAGGCCUGACCGCAGGGCCCCGCCUCUCCUGGUGGGGCAGAGGCCCCGGAGCCGGCCCGGCAGAGUUGCCCACGGGGUUCCCCCAUCACGGCCACCCCCGCUGCCCUCUGAGCCCAAGCCCACGGCACUGGAGGGGGAGGGCCAGCUGCCCUGCCCCGCGAGUCACCGCUUCCUGCAUCUCUUCCCCGGGUCCCUGCCCUGUUUCCCGGGCCACCACCGGCCCCCUGCUGCCAUGAGCCACCCCCGCCAGUCUGGGCAAGGAGAUACCACUGGUCUCUCGGGCUGGUCUCCUGAAGCUUCUAGGCGAAGGUAGAACUACCUUUUUAAACCAAGGUCUUAACCAGGUUUUUUUACUGCUUGGUUCAAUGGCCCCCAUCAACUCCUAGAUUUCAAAAACAUUUUUCUAAUUGGGAGUAAUGAUGGGCAAGGUCCCUGAGAUGUUCUGGACACUUCUGAGCCGGGAGUAAAUGACCCUCCCCCCUAAGAGCCUGGGGGGAUGUCAGGGAGAACUGGGCCUCUGCUGUUUGCCCCUGGAGAGAAGGGGCUUCCCAGGCCCUGUGGUGGUGGGAACACGGCGGGGUGGGGAGACUUCCUGUCUUGCCCUCUUCCCAACUUUGUGAGUCAGGCCAAUGGUAGGUGGGGAGUGGAAGGCGCCUGCCUGCCCAUCACCCUCCAAAUCUAAGCCAGUCUCACUGUGAACCACUACUAAACCUUAACUAGGGGAGUGAGGGGCUGGCCAGGCCUGGCGGAGCCUCGGGGGGUCCCCGGCCCAGCGCCCAGCUUGAGCCCCUCCCGCUGGCUUGCCCCUCCCCGCGCCCUCUCCCCUGGCUGGCAGCCCCCUCCCCACAUCCACCCCGCCGCUCUGCCGUUCUGAGGCGCUCUGGACGUCUAGGAGUCCGGUGCACGGGACGCUGGCAAAGCCCAGGUCUGGCUUUGUAGUGGGGUUGCGAGAUGUUGGGAGAACCCGGUCAAUAAAGUAUACUACCUCUCA
Messenger RNA from Cervus elaphus (red deer), 3650 nucleotides. It is a transcript of the gene ABCB9, whose product is annotated as ATP binding cassette subfamily B member 9. Gene Ontology annotation, cellular component: lysosomal membrane. Bases 268 to 2604 code for a protein of 778 amino acids. The record is from RefSeq and is a predicted model, not a curated record. Gene Ontology annotation, biological process: transmembrane transport; peptide transport. The transcript has 13 exons. NCBI's taxonomy places the organism in Eukaryota, Metazoa, Chordata, Mammalia, Artiodactyla, Cervidae. Gene Ontology annotation, molecular function: ABC-type oligopeptide transporter activity; ATP binding; ATP hydrolysis activity.